This is a messenger RNA of Onthophagus taurus, 785 nucleotides long. RefSeq names its product chymotrypsin-1-like. The record is from RefSeq and is a predicted model, not a curated record. Gene Ontology annotation, molecular function: serine-type endopeptidase activity. NCBI's taxonomy places the organism in Eukaryota, Metazoa, Arthropoda, Insecta, Coleoptera, Scarabaeidae. Gene Ontology annotation, biological process: proteolysis.
GUGUUAAUUGUAUGUUUUAUAACGAUGAUGAUGUAAGUUUAAGAAUUGUGGAUGGUUUCCAAGCGAGAAGUGGCCAAUUCCCUUAUAUGGCAAGUUUAAUUUUGAACAAUACUUUUCAAUGUGGUGGAACAAUAAUAACUCGCCAAUGGAUUUUAACGGCAUCGCAUUGUUUUAUUGAUCAGGAAACGCAAGAACGUUACGCCGCUGAAUAUUUUGAGGUAACAGUCGGAGAUAUUUAUUGGCGUUCAGGACGAAGAAACUCCGUUUUAAGAUACUUGACCCACGCAAAAUACAACGGGGAACAUUUCAAUAACGAUAUUGCUUUAGCUCAAGUGAAAUGGCCCUUUAAAUUCGAUUAUUACUCCCAACCGAUUAAAUUAAAUCGUUUACCUGUUAUGGAUCAUCUACAAAAUCUUUCAGUUAUAACAGCUGGUUGGGGAUUUUAUGUUAAUCCAAACGAUAAAGAGGAAAGCGAAUCAGAAUCUCCCGUUUUAUUAACGGUACAUUUAAAAACAAUCCCGAUGAAAUUGUGUAAAGAACAUUUCGAAGCCGAAGCUUUACCAUCAACGAAAAUUUGCGUUUCUUCAGCUACAAGAAAAGGAACUUGUCAAGGUGAUAGUGGUGGCCCAUUAAUUUAUAAUAACAAACAAAUUGGAGUUGUAAGUUCCGGUUAUCCAUGCCCAACGGAUAUCCCAGAACUAUACACAAGAAUUUCAUCGUUUUUCUUAUGGAUUCGAGAGAAUAUACGACGUUUAACACCUGGAGAAUUGAAAUAUCUUGUUUAA